UGACUUUUUCCUGGUGCCAUGGAUGAUUUUUUUAAAGGGCAUCCCUGUGCCAGCAGGAGAGUAGAAGCCUUUGCAGCUGGCUAAAUUUGGCAGCCUUUGCAACCGAGCGGCAUUCGGUACCCACUCUGGUUUGUUUUCCCUCCACUUCCAGGUGCCUCUGGAAGCCAUGCCCUGGUGCGCGGCUUUGCUUUUCGUGGCAGCCGGGUGGGCAGUGGGCGCCCCUGCUAUGAGGUGCAAUAAAGCACUUUGUGCCAGUGACGUCAGUAAGUGUUUGCUACAGGAAAUGUGCCAGUGCAAAGCCAACCGUACCCGUUGCUGUGGGGAAUGCGCUUUCUGCCUGGCCAAGCUCUGGGAGCCCUGCUGCGACUGUGUAGGCCUGUGCGAUGGCCGCAUCUCGUCCGCUCCCCGCCCUGCCCAGCGAAGUUCCAUGCACAACUUGGUGUCCCCGGUGCCCUCCCUUUUCCGGGCACUCCUGGCCCUCUCCAACAACCACCCUGCCCUGGGCUGGAGCAUCGUUACUCUGCCACUAGAAGAGGAACUGCGGCAAAACCACGUGGAGACCGGACAUCUUCUGCUGGGACCACAUACAGACUUGGCACUCCCAGACACCGACGCCGCCACCAAGGUCCCCAAUGCUACAGUGCCAGCUUGCCAAUCCAUAUACUUCAAUGACUGUCUGUCCAUGAGCCGGUGCCGCACAGCCUGCCAGUCGGUGGGAGCCUGGCGCUACCGCUGGUUCCACAGCGCCUGUUGCCAAUGUCUGGGGCCUGACUGCCAGGGCUACGGAGGUGCCCAUGCCAAUUGCUCCAACUGCCGGGACUGAGCAGCUGGCUUCUCGCUCCCUGGCAUGGGGCACCCCACCCACCUUCAUUUUUCUACACAGCUGCCUGCAAACUGCACGCAGGCUUUCUUGCUUCCUACUCUGGUGGUCUUUCCCUGCCAAGCCCAGCCAUUUUCAGCAGAGAGCAUGAGUUAAUGGACCCUUUGGUGGCACAGAUGAGCCCAACCCAGCCCUUUGCUCUGCAGCUGGAGCUCCCUCUGUCCGGGGCACCUCGCCUUGGACAUUUUUCCUUCCUACCCCUCCACCACCUGCCCAGUUUUGCUGAAAUCGGCUUCGAUCUCCUGCUUCAUAGCCUUGUGCACAAAUUCUCAGAUCCCCCCUUUUAAUGAUGAAUAUCUCUUUGUAGCACUUGGUAGUAAUAAAGAAAAAUGUGGGGAACACAGGCUUGUCUGAAAGUAUUGGAGGCACAAAUUUUAGGCCAGAUGCUAUACACGGUCUGUCACGAAGAUCAAGGAUCUGCCAUAUG
Messenger RNA from Python bivittatus (Burmese python), 1307 nucleotides. The record is from RefSeq and is a predicted model, not a curated record. NCBI's taxonomy places the organism in Eukaryota, Metazoa, Chordata, Lepidosauria, Squamata, Pythonidae.